Gastrolobium bilobum is the source of this 750-nucleotide messenger RNA. RefSeq lists its product as uncharacterized. NCBI's taxonomy places the organism in Eukaryota, Viridiplantae, Streptophyta, Magnoliopsida, Fabales, Fabaceae. Gene Ontology annotation, molecular function: RNA-DNA hybrid ribonuclease activity; nucleic acid binding. The transcript has 3 exons. The record is from RefSeq and is a predicted model, not a curated record. Bases 1 to 750 code for a protein of 249 amino acids.
AUGGAGGAUAAGCCUGGUCAGCAUCGUCUACAUUUAAUUGGAUGGGAUGAUAUUUUGAAGCCAAAGAAUUGUGGUGGUUUGGGUAUUAAAAAGCUUUCGUUGAUGAAUGAUGCUUUUCUUGCAAAGCUAGCUUCAAAGUAUUUGAAUUCUUUGCUCCCUUGUGUGGUGGUGCAACAAAUCCAAAGUUUUCUCCCUCCUCACCCUCAAGAUGGUAGAGAUUCAAAGAGAAGGUAUUUUCAGGGUGCUCAAAGAAUAACUAUAAGGGUUCUUUAUGCUCAUUUGAGAUAUGCAGAUAGUUUUAUAGCCCAGCCGGUUGUGAUUGAUUGGCUAAAAUUGUGGAAGUGGCAAGGUCACCAGCGGAUUAAAUUGUUUAUGUGGAAGCUUUGGCAGUGGAGAAAUGCUCUGGAGCACGGUCAACAAUCUAAUAAUGAUUUCUUUAAGGGAUCUUUUGUUAGACGUAUGGCUAUUCAUGUUAUUGAGGCUUAUAGGCAGAAUAAAUUAAAGACACAUAUUGGAGGUAGUUCUCAGUAUUUUGUUUCGUGGACUCUACCUGAAGUGGAUUGGAUCAAAAUUAAUUCGGAUGAAGCAUCAAUAGGCAAUUUGGGUAUGGCUGUAUGUGGAGGUAUUUUUCGAGAUUCUGCUGGUAGCUGGUUAGGUGGUUUCACCUAUAAUAUUGGUUAUUGUUCUGCCUUAGUUGCUGAAUAUUGGGGCAUAUUAAAAGGUCUGGAAACGGCUUGGACAAGGGGUUGA